AUGUCGGCGCCACCACCUUCUCAGGGAACGGAGGAUCAGACCCCGGCUCCUGAAAUCAGCAUGAAGCCAAUCCAGACUAAGCUGGUUUUGCUGGGCGAGUCUGCUGUUGGAAAAACAUCGAUUGUGCAUCGUUUUGUGCAAGAUGAUUUUCAGGAAAACCGUGAACCGACGAUUGGCGCAGCCUUCUUGACUCAACGUUGCCGCUUGGAAGACCGUCUUAUUAAGUUUGAGAUCUGGGAUACGGCUGGUCAAGAGCGGUUCCACAGUUUGGCACCUAUGUACUACCGCAACGCUCAAGCCAGCGUUGUUGUUUAUGACGUGACAAAGGCGGCUUCGUUUGAGAAGGCUCAGAGUUGGGUGAAGGAGCUGCAGCGCCAGGCGAACCCGAACAUUGUCAUCGCCCUUGUGGGCAAUAAAGUAGACCUCAUCUCUGAGCCUGCCGAGGACACAAGCAUUGUGAACAAGGAUGACGAUGCAGAGGACACAGGUGCUUCAGCGACCGCGGUCAAGCGCGAGGUCCCAAUAUCAGAGGCGCAGAGCUAUGCUAAUGAGGCAGGUCUCCUUUUCUUUGAAACUAGUGCCAAAACGGGUGAAGGCGUGUUGGAGGCCUUCACUGAAGUGGCCAAGCACAUCCCCCUCGAUAUCAAGCCACGGGCUGAUCCGAACGCGAGCAGCGGUGUCCGCAACGAACUGGUGGACUUGCAGCGACGUACUAGCCUUCCAACCCGAGAUGGCUGCAAUUGCUAG
Malassezia sympodialis ATCC 42132 is the source of this 747-nucleotide messenger RNA. It is a transcript of the gene VPS21, whose product is annotated as Rab family GTPase. Gene Ontology annotation, molecular function: GTPase activity; GTP binding. The record is from RefSeq and is a predicted model, not a curated record. NCBI's taxonomy places the organism in Eukaryota, Fungi, Basidiomycota, Malasseziomycetes, Malasseziales, Malasseziaceae.